This is a messenger RNA of Pomacea canaliculata, 1067 nucleotides long. RefSeq names its product tRNA wybutosine-synthesizing protein 5-like. NCBI's taxonomy places the organism in Eukaryota, Metazoa, Mollusca, Gastropoda, Architaenioglossa, Ampullariidae. The transcript is spliced from 7 exons. The record is from RefSeq and is a predicted model, not a curated record. The coding region runs from base 70 to 1035 and encodes 321 amino acids. Gene Ontology annotation, biological process: wybutosine biosynthetic process. Gene Ontology annotation, molecular function: tRNA binding; 2-oxoglutarate-dependent dioxygenase activity.
UUGGCACGCAGGGACACGAAAGCGUCGUGGAAGCUAUGAACCAACAUUAUUAGACGUUUAUCUCCCAGGAUGGCUGAAAAGACGAGUGAUUCUCUAAUUGUUUACCAUGAUGUCACAAACAAAAAAUUUCAAGAAGAAAUUUAUCCAAGGAGAAGACCAGCCAUUUUGAGAGGUAUAGACAUAGGGCCAUGUAGACAUAAAUGGACAGUGGAUUACCUCGCACAUCAAGGAGGUGAGAUGGAAGUCAAGGUCCAUGUCUCAGUUCAUAAACAAAUGGAUUUUAUCACCAAAAAUUUUGUUUACAGGUCUUUGCCAUUUUCAACACUUGUGAGAAGGGCAGCAGAAGAGAAGCAUGAAGAUUAUUUCACCAGUGAUUAUGAAGUUUACUAUCUUAGAGCACUUGGAGAAGAUCCUCGCAGAGAUAUUGCUGACAUUCACCGGCAGUUUCCAAAGCUCGCAAGUGACAUAUCAAUUCCACCAUUCUUUGAUGAGGAUAAAUUUUUUUCCAGUGUCUUUCGAAUUGCAUCAAAGGGUUUGCAACUGUGGACACACUAUGAUAUAAUGGACAACAUGCUGAUCCAAGUAACUGGGCACAAAAAAGUGGUCCUCUUCAGCCCACAAGAAGCUUGUAACUUGUACCUGGAUGGUGAUAAAUCUGCAGUUUUGGACAUUGACAACCCGGAUCUGAUACGAUUUCCCAAGUUUGCUAAAGCCUGUCGAAUUGAGGGGUGUCUUGAACCAGGAGAUAUACUGUUUAUUCCAGCUCUGUGGUUUCAUAAUGUCAUAUCCAAGGAUUUUGGCAUUGCCGUAAAUGUGUUCUGGAAACAUUUACAAAAUGAUCUAUACGAUGGCAAAGACACUUAUGGCAACAAAGACCUCAUUCCAGCACAAAGAGCCAUGCAAAUAGUAGAUAAUGCUAUCAAAGCCUUGGAAAAUCUUCCUAAAGAAUACAGGGACUUCUACGCUCGGCGGCUUAUGCUGAGAAUACAGUCUAAAACUUUCAAAAAAGAUUGCGGAGACAAAAAUUGCGAUUGAAAAUAAACAACACAAAUUUUUAAUGGUAUAUU